AUGUCUGUUCUUUUCACAAACAUUUCAGACAAUAACCCGGUCAAGCCCGGCGAUGCUGAAGCACUUGUUGAACCCCUGGGCUUAACGAUCGAUACUGUUGAAUCAGGUGAUUUCCGUACCCUGUUAGCUGCUGUACAUGAUUGUGCCGAAACUGUGUCUGCUCUGCCAGAUUAUCAGCCGGUCUCGAACCAAAUUCAAUAUCCAAGGGAAAAUAUACGUCGCCCGGGCAAAGAUGAGCAGGUUCUUGGACAUGCAUGGGCUCAUCGAUUUCUCAUCCGCGGAAAUCCAGAAGGAGGCAUCUUGAAAGGAAGGUCUGUGAGUCUUAAGGAUGUUAUAGCAGUAGCUGGUGUUCCACAAUUGUUGGGAAGUGAUAUCACCCCAUCAUGGACCCCUACUACCGAUGCUACCGUCGUCACACGAAUUUUGGAUGCUGGCGCAAAUAUUCUUGGAACUUCAACUUGCGAGAAUUAUUGUCAUUCAACGUCUUCAUAUACAAGCGCUCAAGGCAUCGUGGAGAAUCCUCAUGCUACUGGAUACUCGGCAGGUGGAAGCACAUCGGGGGGAGCGGCACUAGUUGCUGCUAACUUGGUCGAUAUUACGAUCGGGGGUGAUCAGGGUGGAAGUAUCCGAGUACCGGCUUCGUUGUGCGGGUGUGUUGGUCUUAAGCCAACGUAUGGGCGAGUUCCAUUCACUGGGAUUUCAAGUGGUGAUUCCAUCAAUGAUCAUACAGGGCCAUUGGCCAGGACCACUCUAGAGGUAGCACAGUGCUUGGAUGUGAUAAGUGGCUAUGAUGGGAUUGAUGAUAGAUCAGUUGGCAGCGCAAAACCAGGUUCGACGCGCUUUGCGGCGAAUCUUCAAGCUUGUGCACAACGACUGGAUGGUCUCAAAAUUGCGAUCCUCAAGGAAGGUUUCGAGCAUAGUGCCGUUAGCUUCAGUGUCAGAAGUUCUGUCUUGGCAGCUGCAAAGAAAUUUGAAGAUCUUGGAGCGACAGUAGAAGAAGUAUCUUUACCCGACCAUUUGCAUGGACCGGCUAUCUGGACCAUCCAGCAGCGGAUAGCUGGAACACAGACUCUCCUGGGACAAAAUACCGGACGACGAGGGCUUUAUAUGACAGAGAUGGAGCAUGCAAGAUUACCGUGGACUGACGACGGUUUCCAGCGGGCUUUCCCAUCAACCAAGAAUGUCAUUAUCAACGGGCUAUACCUCAUGAAAAAGUUUCCCGGUCUUUAUGGCAAAACCGUCAAUUUCGGAAGACAGCUAGCUGACAAGUAUGAAUCAUUGUUUGAAAACUAUGAUGUGAUGGUGAUGCCCACGACCCCUGUUGUUGCUCCUAAGCAUGGCAAACGGGGUCUUCCUAUGGACUCCCUUCAGCCCAGUAUGGGCUUAACCAUCAACACUGCCAUCUUUAAUGUUACAGGACACCCUGCGAUGUCUAUACCUAUUGGACUUGCGCCCGCCAAGGAAGAUAAAGAGAUCAUGCUUCCAAUCGGUAUGCAGGUUGUGGGAGGACUAUGGCAAGAAGAAAAGAUAUUGAGGGCUUGCCACGCAUGGGAGACACAUUUUGACUGGCACAAAAUGCAAUUUGCUACAAGCAAUAAUUAG
Molecule: messenger RNA, 1602 nt
Organism: Penicillium macrosclerotiorum
Lineage: Eukaryota; Fungi; Ascomycota; Eurotiomycetes; Eurotiales; Aspergillaceae
Product: putative amidase
Exons: 3
Coding region: 1-1602 (533 amino acids)
Molecular function (GO): catalytic activity
Source: RefSeq, a predicted model, not a curated record